Messenger RNA from Bombyx mori (domestic silkworm), 1420 nucleotides. RefSeq names its product zinc finger protein 280B. The coding region runs from base 94 to 1281 and encodes 395 amino acids. The record is from RefSeq and is a predicted model, not a curated record. The transcript is spliced from 2 exons. Lineage: Eukaryota; Metazoa; Arthropoda; Insecta; Lepidoptera; Bombycidae.
UAAUUAUUAUUUAUGAUAGAUUCUCUUUGGUGUCUACAAUGUUAUUUUCUUUCUCAAUGACAUAAUGUACUUAAAGGUGACAUUUGAAAUUAAAUGCAAGUUUAUAUCGAAAUGCCAUGUACAAAGUUAAUAAUACGAAAACACGAAGAAUCGAAAAACUGUAAAAGUUUGCAAAUUUUAAUAGACGAUGACGAACAUUCAGCAAAUGUGCAUUUUGGAAAAUGGGCGGAUGGGACAGUUGAUACUAACAAGAGUACCAAAUCACCAUGUCUUAUUGUGAAGAUAGUUUCCACCUUUGAAUCAGAUCUACUUAAUUUAGAAUCUAGUGCUAAGCUGCUAGAACCCGAUAAAGUGAACGAAUAUUUAGACACUAACACUGAUUGCCGCUUGAAUAAUAACAAUCGAAUCAUACAUCAAAAUGAUAGUAAUGAAUUUACUGAAAAACAUAUCAAUAACGUUCCCAAAGAUUACAUCAACCCCUUACAGUACAGUCUUGAUAGAGUGAAUGAGAAUAAUGCCCGAAUUAUGGAAAAUAUUAAAAUAUUAAAUAGAACAUUGGAUUUGACUAAAAGUCAAGAGAUUUUAGAUACAAUAUACACGAGAUCUUUGAGACAUCCUUACUACCGUGGGUCAAAUUAUAUCCAUGAAGCAGGAAUAAAAAAACAUUUUAACUGCCAACAUUUAACAACAGAAUGCAAGACACAACAGCGUUGGCAAAUCGUUUGGACUUGCAUUCAAUGUUUUCAAGUAUGGCCUCGUCGAGAUCAAGCAAUUGAACAUCCUGGUGAUAGUUGUAAUCCAAAAGAUAUUGAGGGCAUUCGAGAAAUUAAAACCUCGUCACUAUUACAAUGCGAGUUUUGCGAAAAAGUAUUUACAAGUAUUCCAAGACUUUUGACUCAUAGCAAAUUGCACUCUGUCGUAAACAAUUACGAAUGCACUACUUGUAGUUUAACAUUUAAAUCAUAUAAAACUAACGAGCAACAUUGGCUGGUGUGCCCGUGGUUGAAAAUAUACAGUUUUGAAUUGCCUAAAUUUUUGUUGUGCAACAUUUGCGACCGUAAAUUCAAGAAUUACGAUCAACUCUACAAUCACAGAUAUAAAGCUGAACAUUUCAUGCUGAAAAUCAUUCAAGAUAUUAAAACCGAUGAGCCAAUGAUAAAAGCGUCUAUCAGUAUUUUAGCUCAUCAAUGUGAGCUAUGUGGUCUUUGGUAUAACGCCCUUUCAGAAGUAAAAGCCCACAGAACACAAGUUCACCAACAGUUUGAUGCUAUAGUUUAUUAAUAUGCAAUUUCCCUAAAUGCUAGUUGUUACUUGCAAUAAAUUGUAUUUUUUUUACUUACAAAUAGAUGUAGUAUUUAACAUUCUUAUUAAUUAAUACAAGAAAUAAGAACUGAAAUAUAUUAAUUUACAACUUCAUAAA